UUUUCGCAUUAACAGCUAUGCUAUAUAAAUUAAAAUAAUUUUACAAUAUAAAAUCGCUGAAUUAUGAUAUUUUUUUUUAAAUUGUUAAGCCUGAGGCUAUUGUAUACUUUUAGAUUAAAUAUGAUUGGAAAUGAAGCAGCGCCAAGCAAAUACAAACAGAAAUUUUUGGAUAAAUAUUCGGAGAUGAUCAACGAGAUCAGAUUUCAUCACUUUAAGGAUUACAAUGGCAUCAAUAAAAACGAAAAUCUAUUCUCGAUUUUCAAGGCAGGUCUCCUGGAUAAUAUUCUUUCCCAUUUCAACAAAAUCUGGGACUGCAUUGAUACAGACGAACAUUUGCAUGUACUGGAAGUUCUAAAAACGGACCCAAGAAAUGAUUCUGUUAAAAAAUGGCGCCCUACAGGGAAAUCAGCUGAGGAGCAAGUGCGGCCUUUGGUGGUUAACAAAUUGAAGUGGCAAAUCAAAUAUUACAAAAAACAAAUUCAGUUCCAGAAACAGCAACUAGAGAAUGCGGUUGCGAGAAUCGAAACCGGUCGAAAACGACUAGCUGAAGCCAAGAUAGAAAGAGAGGCUGUCGUAGCUGCCGUUACUAGUGAACUAAGGGAUUUCAAGCGCAUUGAAGCCCAAAUAACGGAUAUCGAUGAAAAAAUAAACAACGAUUUGCAACAAUGAGUUUAUAUAGAUUAGUUCUUACAUAAAUCAGAUUUGGUUGAUUUUUUACUUUAAGGCUUGUAUUUACACUUGCGAAUUCUUAAAAUGUGCGAUAAGGGGGCAGGUCCUGUAAUAAAUUUCUGUAUCUGUCAACAUAAAACAUUAAAA
Wyeomyia smithii (pitcher-plant mosquito) is the source of this 816-nucleotide messenger RNA. RefSeq lists its product as uncharacterized. The record is from RefSeq and is a predicted model, not a curated record. Bases 64 to 669 code for a protein of 201 amino acids. The transcript has 4 exons. NCBI's taxonomy places the organism in Eukaryota, Metazoa, Arthropoda, Insecta, Diptera, Culicidae.